AUGGCUCGUACCAAGCAAACCGCCCGUAAAUCGACCGGAGGAAAGGCUCCAAGAAAGCAAUUGGCCACCAAGGCUGCCCGUAAAUCGGCUCCAGCCACCGGUGGAGUCAAGAAGCCACACAGAUACCGUCCAGGAACUGUUGCUCUUCGUGAAAUUCGUCGUUAUCAAAAAUCGACCGAAUUGUUGCUCCGCAAAUUGCCAUUCCAAAGAUUGGUGAGAGAAAUCGCUCAAGACUUCAAGACCGACUUGAGAUUCCAAUCAUCGGCUGUCAUGGCUCUCCAAGAGGCUGCUGAAGCUUAUUUGGUUGGACUCUUCGAAGACACCAACUUGUGCGCUAUUCACGCCAAGAGAGUUACAAUUAUGCCAAAAGACAUUCAACUUGCUCGCCGUAUCCGUGGAGAACGCGCAUAA
Messenger RNA from Caenorhabditis angaria, 411 nucleotides. The record is from the annotation of a GenBank genome assembly. NCBI's taxonomy places the organism in Eukaryota, Metazoa, Nematoda, Chromadorea, Rhabditida, Rhabditidae.